Messenger RNA from Priapulus caudatus, 4105 nucleotides. Its product is annotated as DNA polymerase alpha catalytic subunit-like. Gene Ontology annotation, cellular component: alpha DNA polymerase:primase complex. The transcript is spliced from 32 exons. The record is from RefSeq and is a predicted model, not a curated record. Bases 1 to 4014 code for a protein of 1337 amino acids. Gene Ontology annotation, biological process: DNA replication; mitotic DNA replication initiation; lagging strand elongation. NCBI's taxonomy places the organism in Eukaryota, Metazoa, Priapulida, Priapulimorpha, Priapulimorphida, Priapulidae. Gene Ontology annotation, molecular function: DNA-directed DNA polymerase activity; chromatin binding; pyrimidine nucleotide binding.
AUGGCAAAAGUCAAAGAGAUACAGAGUGUAUACGAUGAGGUGGCUGAACGUGACUAUUGUGAUUUGGUGCAGCAACGGCAGGAGGAUGAUUGGAUUGUUGAUGAUGAUGGCAGUGGAUACGUUGAAGAUGGAAGAGAGAUUUUUGAUGAGGAGGCCAAUGAAGACGAGCUUGCGAGCAAAAAAAAGAAGUUUAAAGGCGAUGCAAGAAAACACACAGGUGGAGCAUCGGGGUUGGACCAAGAAAAACCUGCUGUCAAGUCACGAAAUAUAAAAAACAUGUUCAUGGCUGGGAGUGCAAAGCAAAAAGUUAAAUCUGAGAAAAAACUCGACCAGGAAGGUGGUAAUGUUUUAGAAGAUAUCCUUGGAGAGUUAAAAAAUCCAAAGAUAUCUCCUAUGGUUGCUGGAGGGAUGGUUCGAGUGUCUAAAUCAGUGAAACACAGGCCGGUAAACCCGUUUGCUACGAAACUGUCGGGAGGUGCAAAGUAUGUGGCAUUGCCGAGAACGCAGCAGGCACCGACACCGACGGUGACAACAACACCAAAACGCUGGGCAUCACUGCCAGUGAACCAGCCAGGUCGCAGUAAAGGGAAGACGAGAGGAGCGGUGAAAACGGCAGACGAGGACCUGGAGGAAUUAGACAAUGUCGACUACAUGAACUCGCAGCCUGAUGUCAAAGUUGGCACGAACGAGAUAUUGGAGAAUAAACCUGAUGUAGAUAGAACGAAGCCAGAGAUGAUGCUAGAGGACAUCAAUUUUGAGGAUGGCGCUUUUGAGGAGUCAUCUUCAGCAGAAGCUAGAAAGAUCGACGAUCAACAGCUUACAGAAAUAGAUUCAGUGGCACCUACUAAAGUUGAUAAAAGGUGGGCCCCAGAAGAGAAGAAAUGGGAGACCGGGUGGGAGGUAUGCAAAUCUUCGACAGAUGACAUCAACGAAGCCAAUGAUAGGACUGUCACCGUUCAGGUUGACAGUUUGACAUUGCCGACAGUAACCAACGAGAGUGGGGACGAGGUGUUACGGAUGUUCUGGCUUGAUGCAUAUGAAGACCCGUUCAAACAGACAGGUACAGUCUACAUGUUUGGGAAGGUGUGGUUAGAAGCAAGCAAAACUUACAUCAGCUGCUGCCUGAUCAUCAAGAACAUCGAAAGACAAAUCUUUCUUCUGCCCAAGGAUGAUAUGACGUUCCAAGAUGUUUACAAUGAAUUCAACGACAAAUAUGCAACUGAAUAUCACAUAAGAAAGUUCAAGUGUAAGCGAGCCAAAAAAUAUUAUGCAUUUGAAAAGUUUGAAGUUCCGUCCGAAGCUGACUACUUGGAAGUUAAAUAUUCGCACGAUUUCCCUGCACUGCCAUCCAAUCUCUGUGGGAACACCUUCAGCCAUGUAUUUGGAACGAACACAGCAUGUUUGGAGAUGCUGCUUCUGGACCUGAAAAUUAAGGGACCCUGCUGGUUGGACAUCACCAUACCACAGGUGAACAGUCCACCGUUGAGCUGGUGUAAGAUUGAAGCAGUUGUAAGUAGUCCGAGUCACAUCAGCAGAACCGGGGCGGAUCUCAAGCCACCCCCUGUUGUCUGUCUGGCGUUGACAAUCAGAAGUGCCUUCAACAGCAGUACUCACGAGAACGAGAUUGUUGGAGUGGGAUGUCUGCUGCAUAACAGUUUUCCACUGGAUAAGGCAGCACCUAAACCACCAUUCCAACAGCACUUUUCCAUUAUAACCUGUCCUAGUGGAUGCGUGAUGCCAUUUGACUUUGCACAGCAACUGAAAAAGUCGCAACUAGGAAACGUUGAGGUAGCAGCUAGCGAAAGGAACCUUCUGUCUUAUCUCCUUGUGAAGAUCCAGAACAUUGACCCAGAUGUUAUAGUGACUCACAACUUCUUUGGAUUUGAUAUCGACCUAAUUUUGAAGAAGAUGGAAAUCGGGAAUGUUCCUCAUUGGUCGAGGUUAGGCAGGUUGCGGCGCGCUCAUAUGCCCAAGGUUGCGAAGAAAGGUGGCCAUUUUGGAAGAAUGCAGCACAAGUCAACAGUGGCCGGCCGGCUGGUAGUUGACAUGAAGAUAUCGGCUCAGGAGCUGAUUCGCUGCAGGAGCUAUGACCUCACGGAGCUAGUAGGCCACGUUCUCCACAGAAACCGCAUAGAAAUCCCACCCGAGAGCAUACACAACAUGUUUACGACAAGUCAGAGCUUGCUGCAGUUGGUGGAGUGCACGAUGGGAGAUGCCAGCUACGUGCUGACGCUGCUCUGUGAACUCAAUGUGCUUCCCCUCGCUCUGCAGAUUACAAACAUCGCCGGAAAUGUGCUGUCUCGUACUCUGCUCGGCGGAAGAUCUGAGCGAAAUGAGUUUCUGCUCCUACAUGCUUUCCAUGACAAGCAAUUCAUCACCCCAGACAAGGUUUACGCAAAGAAACAGGGACCAAAGGGAAAGGGCGAUAGUGUAAAUGAAACAACAGAAAAUGGAGAUGAAACAGUAGCUACAACCAAGUCAAAGAAAAAGCCAUCAUAUGCUGGUGGAUUAGUGCUUGAACCUAAGAAAGGUUUCUAUGACAAGUACGUGCUACUGCUGGAUUUCAACAGUCUCUAUCCAUCCAUCAUCCAGGAAUACAACAUCUGCUUCACCACUGUCGCCAGGGUGCCUUACAAAGAGACGGAGGAGGGACUGCCGGAUGUCGAGAUGCCAAGCAACGACCUUGAGGACGGCGUGCUGCCGACCGAGAUUCGCAAGCUGGUGGAGAGCCGGCGUGCCGUCAAGGCGCUCAUGAAGGACAAGAGCACGUCUGCAGAGCUGAUGAUGCAGUAUGAUAUACGACAGAAGGCACUUAAGCUAACUGCAAACAGCAUGUAUGGAUGUCUGGGCUUCAGCAACUCUAGGUUUUUUGCCAAGCACCUGGCAGCUUUGACUACUGGAAAAGGCAGAGAGAUCCUGCUCCACACGAAACAUCUUGUACAGAAAUAUGACCUGGACGUGAUCUAUGGUGACACAGACUCGAUCAUGAUCAACACAAACACCACGAACCUCGAUGAAGUUUUCCAGAUCGGCAACAAGGUGAAGACCGAGGUGAACAGGCAGUACAAGAAGCUGGAGCUGGAGGUCGACGGCGUCUUCAAGUCCAUGCUGCUGCUGAAGAAGAAGAAGUAUGCAGCGCUGGUGGUGGACAGGUCGCCCGCGGGCGAGGUCACCUACAGCAAGGAGCUGAAGGGUUUGGACAUCGUGCGGCGAGACUGGUGCGACCUGUCGAAGGACGUCGGAAACUAUGCGAUAGAACAGAUCUUGUCAGCAGACACCCGGGAAAACAUUGUGGAGAGAAUUCACCAACGGCUGACGGAGGUGGCAGACGACAUGAAGCAAGGAAAAGUUCUCCUGGAGAAGUUCAUGAUAAACAAGGCGCUCACGAAGAACCCAGAUGAUUAUCCAGACAAGAAGAGUCUUCCUCAUGUACAGGUAGCGAUGAGGCUCAACAGCAAAGGUGGCAAGAAGCUAGGACAUGGUGACACAAUCACCUACAUCAUUUGCCAGGACGGCUCUGGACUGCCUGCGACGCAGCGAGCCUACCACGCCGCGGAACUGAGAAUGCAGCCGAGUCUGCAGGUCGACCUGCCCUACUACCUCGCCAGUCAGCUGCACCCGGUCGUCGCACGGCUGUGCGACCCCAUCGAGGGCACAGAUGCUGGACAGAUAGCUCAAUGUCUCGGACUGGAUGCAUCAGCCUAUCACAGAACCCACAUUCACAAGCAGGAGGAUGAUAUGGAUGCAUCCGGCCCAAUGAGCUACAGUGAGAAAUUCAAGCACUGUGACCCACUCACCGUUAGGUGUACCAACCCCAACUGUGCUAGCGACAUAAUAUUUGAGAAGGUUUUACUGACAGAUGUAAUGUGCAGUUUGGAGACAUGUCCAAAUCGCAAGUGCGACCUCAGCCCACGCGAUACCACUGCAUACAUAUGCAAUAAGCUGGUACAGGAAAUACGGAAGCAUUUGUCCAAGUACUAUCUCGUAAGUAUGAAACACAACAGCUGUUCAUAGCAUAUCAAUUAUUCUUGGUAUUAGCAUAGACUGAUAAUAUCAAAAUACUAGACUUAAAUCUGUUACCGUUUAUGCAAUACCGCCAUCUGGU